Hemibagrus wyckioides is the source of this 5940-nucleotide messenger RNA. It is a transcript of the gene slc27a4, whose product is annotated as solute carrier family 27 member 4. Bases 344 to 2278 code for a protein of 644 amino acids. The record is from RefSeq and is a predicted model, not a curated record. Lineage: Eukaryota; Metazoa; Chordata; Actinopteri; Siluriformes; Bagridae. Gene Ontology annotation, biological process: long-chain fatty acid import into cell; very long-chain fatty acid catabolic process; response to nutrient. Gene Ontology annotation, cellular component: microvillus; plasma membrane; endoplasmic reticulum membrane. The transcript has 13 exons. Gene Ontology annotation, molecular function: long-chain fatty acid transmembrane transporter activity; long-chain fatty acid-CoA ligase activity.
GAUUGGUUAGCCAGCCGGUCACUCAGCGCUUAGUGUCUGCGAACAGGGAAGAGCGGGUUUAGCUAAGAAAAUUAUAAGGUCAUUUUGAAUUACCGGGAGCUGCAGUCCAUCUGCCAUUUCAGAAAAAUAGUAAAUAAUUACAAUAGAACUUAUAAUAAUGAUGGAGCACGUGAAACGGCGACGGAUCUCAGCGCGCGGAUGAUUCCUCUGAAUUGAUAUUUCAAUAAAAAAGAAGGGAAAAAACGCCGAGAGGUUUGGGUUCUAAGCUGAUCAAGGUGGGAAUUGAACGGAAAGGUGGUGCUAACACAUCGUGACGGACUGCCAGUAGACACAAGGAGUAAGGAUGCUGCGUCUGGCGUGUUCCACCGUCCUGCUCUUCGUGCUCAGGUUGAUCCUGGCUCUACCCUGGGCUCAGGUUCUUCCUGCUGUCCUCAUCUUCUUCCUGGGGACCGGAGGCUGGAACUCGCUGCGUGUCUUUAUAAAGACCAUCGGCCGAGACCUGCAUGCAGCUGUGGUUCUGCUGAAGGUGAAGCUGAAUGUGAAGCGCCACCUGCGCCAGCGUAACACCAUCCCCAAGAUCUUCGCCGAGACGCUGCAGAAGUACGGCGACAAGACAGCGCUGAUCUUCGAGGGCACGGGCGAGCGUUGGAGCUUCAGGCAGCUGGACGAGUACUCCAACCGUGUGGCCAACCUGCUGCACCAGCGCGGCUUCAGGGAGGGAGACGUGGUGGCUCUGUUCAUGGAGAACCGCUCGCAGUACGUGGGGCUGUGGCUGGGCAUGGCCAAGAUCGGCAUCGAGGCGGCACUCAUCAACUUCAACCUGCGUCUGGAGGCCCUGGUGCACUGCGUCAACAUCUCCAACGCCAAGGCCGUGGUGUUCGGCAGCGAGCUGACCGACGCGAUGUGUGAGGUGCACAGCUCCAUGGGGAAAUCUGUAAAGCUCUUCUGUUCUGGUGACUGGGAUCCCAAACGAGUUCCUGAGGGAACCGAGUGUUUAGAGCCCCUCCUCCAGGCCGCGCCCACACACAAGCCCAGCCAACCACCACAGCGCGGCUUCACCGAUCGUCUCUUCUACAUUUACACAUCUGGAACCACUGGAAUGCCCAAAGCUGCCAUCGUCGUCCACAGCAGGUAUUACCGUAUGGCUGCUCUGGUGUAUUACGGUUUCAGGAUGCGGUCAGAGGACGUGCUGUAUGACUGUCUCCCGCUCUACCACUCAGCAGGGAACAUCGUGGGCGUCGGUCAGUGUCUGAUCCACGGCAUGACCGUCGUCAUCAAGAAGAAGUUCUCAGCAUCCAAAUUCUGGGAGGACUGCAUCAAGUACAACUGCACGAUAGUGCAGUAUAUCGGUGAGAUCUGUCGUUACUUGUUGAAUCAGCCGGUGCGGGAUGUGGAGCAGCGUCACCGUGUGCGCAUGGCGCUGGGUAACGGUCUGCGUCAGUCCAUCUGGGAGGAGUUCAUGCAGCGAUUCAACAUCCCACAGAUCGCCGAGUUCUACGGAGCCACCGAGUGUAACUGCAGCCUCGGCAACUUUGAUAACAAGACCGGUGCUUGUGGCUUUAACAGUCGUAUCCUGCCCUUUGUCUACCCCAUCCGUCUGGUCAGAGUGGACGAAGAGACCAUGGAGCUCAUUAGAGGACCUGAUGGAGUGUGUAUACCGUGUGGUCCAGGUGAACCUGGUCAGCUGGUGGGCAGAAUCAUCCAGAAUGACCCCCUGAGACGCUUCGAUGGCUACGUGAACCAGGCCGCCACCAGUAAAAAGAUCGCACAGAGCGUCUUUAAGAAAGGGGACAGUGCCUACCUGUCAGGAGACGUGCUGGUGAUGGACGAGUUCGGCUACAUGUACUUUAGAGACCGUACGGGAGACACGUUCCGCUGGAAGGGUGAGAACGUCUCCACUACUGAGGUGGAGGGAACGCUGAGCCGCCUGCUGGACAUGAAGGAUGUGGUGGUGUACGGUGUGGAGGUUCCAGGCGCAGAGGGUAAAGCUGGCAUGGCGGCCAUCGCAGACCCGGACCACACCACAGACCUGGGGAAGUUCAGCAGGGAGCUGGAGAAGGCGCUGCCCCCCUACGCCCGUCCGGUGUUCCUGCGCUUCCUGCCUGAGGUGGACAAGACGGGAACCUUUAAGUUCCAGAAAACGGAGCUUCGCCGUGAUGGGUUUGACCCAAGUGUGAUGUCCGAUAAGCUCUACUUCCUGGACUGCACUAAAGGAUGCUACGUUGAGCUGGACGCCGAACUCCACCGUAGCAUCUCCUUGGGGAAGCAAAAAUUAUGAAGAAACCACUGCCGGCUCCGCCCACUUCCUCAACCAUCCUUCAUCAGACCCCUCCCCAGGAACCUUUUGACACCAUGCCCCUCGUUACCUCAGCAACCGCAGUGAGGGGCAGCAGGAGCACUACACCUCCCAGCUCGCUCCUUCACCCGGACACCCGAAGUGCCCCACCCUCCACCCACCGUGGGCAGGAUGACAGAUAUCGAUAUGUGUUAUUAUAACAGUUUAUGGCACAAGGAGAGAGAACACGCCUCCUCGGCCCACUCUGCACAACGGCGGCUUCUUUAUAAAGUUGAAUCCUGAACGCACCUGGAAAAUAAAAGAAAAGAAAAGGAAAAAAAACUCUGCUCAACAAAUGGACCAAUCGGACAGCAGAGCAACAGACAGCCAUUGAAGCGACUCUGUGUGCAAAUGCUAUUUAUUUCAAUCUUCACCUGCACCAAAAAAUAUUUAAAUUGUAGAAUAGCCUCUAUUUAUAAAAACCAUGAAUUAAUCGUAUCGUAAACAUCCAAUACGUCGUCUGUGUACAGCGUAGGAGCGACCGCGUACUGCACCUGGCCACCGAGUCAUUCUUCCACAACUGCAAGGGGCAGUGUGUGUGUGUGUGUGUGUGUGUGUGAACUGAAUGUAUCCACGUGCAGAUGUACGUAGCAUCGUGCAGACGCACCGUCAGGUUUUAUGUCUACAUGGCUUUUUGCGUGGAGGAUCUGGCGCUCGUAGCCACGCCCCCUCGUGCGAGGACGAGAAGGUGAAAGGGAACUCAUUUAAAUACACCGUUAGCUUCUCUUUAAAAAAAAAAAAUCACAAGCAUGGCUGAAGAACAGACGGAGCACUGUGCCUUAACAUGAGCUCAGGCCCUGUCCCAAUCCACCUCACGCUAUCUCUAGGCUCCCUUUCUCCAUAGCUUCCUCCUCAUUUCUUCUUACCUGAUAAACACGCCAUCACUUGUUGACUCUCGUUAGAAAAUACGUAGGUAUCGAUAAUCAAAUGCAUAAUAAUAAUAAUAAUAAUAAUAAUAAUCAUCAGGAUAUUAACCAAUAAUCCAUAAAAAUCCAUUUUUUCCCCCUGAAGUCAUGGAAUUACAGCGCCGAGAAUUCCGGAGAUCCUGAUUAGGGAAUUACGAGCUGCGGUUCGCGUCCCAAUUUACACUUUACGCUUCAUGAAUGCAGCAUAACCCGACGUUCACACUAUCCAUCAUGGGGUCAGUGGUGUGAUUGUGGGUGUGGCCUGUCUGCAGUUUUAUUCACACUGAUAGCGUCAUACAAUCGCUUCUAAAGCUAAAAUGAUUAACAUGGAUUAGAUUAGAUUAGAUUAGCAAAGCAAGCUAGCAGUACAAGCUACUAGAGCUGACAGGUGGAGAUGACGUGAACUGAAGAAACGUCAUGGCGCACUCGCGAUCAGACAGCAGGACAGUCGUUUGGAUUGGAUUCACAAAAAGAAAUGAUUGUCUGCCGCUUUGUGAAUUGCCGGUGUGAACGCAGGGUUAGAGUCUGGAUUUAAUGUGACACAUGCUCAUUUAUUUCUGUGUGUGUGUGUGUGUGUGUGUGUGUGUGUGUGUGUGUGUGUGCUCAUGCUCAUGACAGCUUGCAUUAGUGCAUGAGUCACUAUGUAACGAAUAUAAAGGGAAGAUGAUCAGACAUGCUAAUGCUAAGCAGGAGGUUCGGAUAUGAUGCGCUCUUUCUAAACACACUCCGGAGUUUAAGAUCUGAACUGAAUGAAGUUUAUAAAUUAAGGGUUUAUUAUUAGGUAUAAAUUUAACGAUGGGUAUUUUAUCGUGCACUCUGCUGUCUCUACUGUGGUGUUUUUUUCAUUUUAUUGUAAUUGUCUUUUUAUUUGCAUUUAUUUAUUUUUCAGAACACUGAUUUGUUCGUAAUUGUCUUGAUUUGACCAGCUUUAAUUAUGUCUCUUGGUUUAUUUUGUAUUCUUCGUGUGUGUGUGUUUGUGUUUGGGGUCAGUCCUAUGACAGCAGAGCGUCGUCAUGGUGCGACGUUGCCGAGGCGUCUCCUGGCUACAUCAGAGAUUUGUUUUCAUUUUGAUUCACAGUAUAAGAGGCGGAGCCUCAUCGUUACUUGAGUGCUGAUGGGCCGAAAUGGAGCCAAUAUUCCAAAUGUGCUCCGAGGUAAAUUUGAAUCUUGGAUUUGAAACGGGUCACGGCACCAGAAUCCUGAUCCGGGUUUUCAAUCCGUGGAUUUUAAACUUAACAACAAAAUCUGAUCCACGAUUCCAAGAAUAACAUUCAGAUAUACAAAAAUCAUGCAAACUAAUUAUCAGUCCGUUAUGUUUGAUCUUCUCCGCAGCUCCGAACCCACGCAGUCGUCAGUGUGGGACUGAGGAGUCGGAGGAAUCCGUAAUUCCGUGUUCUGGCCUGUAGGAGGCAGUGUGAGUCCUCACCUGACCAAAACCUGCUCUUCAUUCCAAAAACUCUCAGAGCUGAUCUAUAUUUCUGUGUUAAAUACAUUCGCGUGUGUGUUAGAGCACAGAGAGGGGGAUUAUGGGUAAAGGUUUGGAGCAGCUUCGUGUUUAUGUUGGACUGCGUAAUCGUAAAGGUUUAUUUUUAUUCAGCAGGAUUUAUCACGAUUUCAGAGUAACAUCACUCCAUAGAGAUUGUAAAGUGAAGACAGUAAAAUGUUUGUGUUUGUUCUCAGCAGACUGAAUCCUCCACAAUCGCACACUUAACGAUAUUUCCUUAACGAUCUUUCCUACCUUUCCUAUUAAACUCUCUGAUAAUUCUGAGGUUGGUAGUAAAUGGAGUAAACGGUUGAUCCUGCUGUAGAAAACUACACGUCUCUUUUCAUAAAACUCUCGCUCCUGUGCUGUCGUUUAUCUCUCCCUCUUUUACUCUAACAAAUCUUUUUAUUCUUGCCCUCAGUCUCGUUUGGAUUCAUUCCCAUGACUCCGCCCCCUAGUGGACACGCCCGCUGUGUGUAUUUACCUUCCCGUGCACUCCAAGAACUAUAAAUCAGCUCUAGAACGGCAGCUUUAUUUCAUGACUUUUUAUUUCGUUCUCUUGUGUUAAAAUGAGCUUUUUGAAAAUGUUUGGUUUGGAUUUUUACAUGGCGCUGUGUGUGUUUGUGUGUGAAUGCUACUGUAACCCUGAGCACUUUAUUAGGAACACUGCCCUCACCCUGGACAGAGCUUCACUCUGCUCUCAGAACGGCUCGAGUCUUCACGGCAUGGACUCCACGUGUUGUCAGGAACGUUCCACGAGACACUUUCACGCUGUGACUCUAUGGUGAAUCUCCCAGACACGAGGCUUUCAUGCUUUUUUCUCUUGUUCUGAAGGUUGAUGUGAACGUUAGUGGAAGCUCUGGACCUGUAUUUGCAUGACCUAAUGCACUGCACUGCUGCCUCCUGAUUGGCUGAUUGGAUAACUGCAUGAAUGUGUAGGCGUUCCUAAUAAAGUGCUCAGUGAGUGUUUAUGGGUCUGUAUUAGGUUUGAUUUAUUUGUGUUAUUUAAUUUUAAAAGUGAUGAAGGACCAAGUAGAAUUACAUUAUUUUAUUUUUAUUUUAUUUUAAAUAUUUUAAUUAAUUUUAUUUUUCUUUAAUUUCUUUUCUUUUAUUUCUUUUUAUUUUUUAUUAUUAUAUUUUUAUUUAUUUUUCACAUUUUAUUUUAUUUGUUUUAUUAUUAUUAUUAUUAUUUUUUCUCUCUCUCGAGGGUGGGGGUG